Messenger RNA from Phanerochaete carnosa HHB-10118-sp, 1496 nucleotides. RefSeq lists its product as uncharacterized. The coding region runs from base 19 to 1029 and encodes 336 amino acids. NCBI's taxonomy places the organism in Eukaryota, Fungi, Basidiomycota, Agaricomycetes, Polyporales, Phanerochaetaceae. Gene Ontology annotation, biological process: peptidyl-hypusine biosynthetic process. The transcript has 7 exons. The record is from RefSeq and is a predicted model, not a curated record. Gene Ontology annotation, molecular function: deoxyhypusine monooxygenase activity.
CAUCGCCCUUCGCACAAAAUGGCUGUCGAGGCUCCUCAGGUCACUAAGGAAACAUUGGCCACCCUUGAAGCAUCCCUGCUCAAUACCUCCGGCAAAGUACCGCUGCACAACCGAUUCCGAUCAUUAUUCACUCUAAAAGCAUUGAAGAAUGAUGAAGCAGUGGACAUCAUCACAAAGGGUUUCGCAGAUGAUAGUGCUUUGUUGAAGCAUGAGUUGGCUUACUGCUUGGGUCAGAUGAAGAGGACCUCCGCCCUUCCCGUACUUGAGGCAGUACUCGCGAACGAGCAGGAGGAUCCAAUGGUCAGGCACGAGGCCGCAGAGGCGAUGGGUGCAAUCUCUUCCACCGAGUCCAUCCCAAUCCUGAAGAAGUAUGCUAGUGACUCCAACCGCUCAGUCCGGGAGACUGUCGAGAUUGCCCUCGACAGGAUUGAGUGGGAUCGUUCAGAAGAGGGCCAGAAGGCCCGCAAGCAACUCGAAGAAGCGGAAGACCGGGCGUAUACUUCGAUUGACCCUGCGCCACCGACGUCCGGUCUCCUCUCCGCCAAACCCUCACUUGCUGACGUUUCUGUGGAGGCGAUAAGCGACCUCCGCAAUAAGCUACUUGACAAGAGCCUUCCUCUCUUCCAGCGCUAUCGCGCCAUGUUCGCUCUGCGCAACAUUGGCGCACCCGCGGCCGUGGACGCGUUGGCUGCUGGCUUUUCGGACGACAGUGCCCUGUUCAAACACGAAAUAGCGUUCGUCUUCGGCCAGCUGCUGUCAGCCCACUCUGUCCCGGCCCUUUUGAAAGUGCUGGAGAACACCCAAGAGUCGGACAUGGUUCGUCACGAGGCCGCGGAAGCCCUCGGUGGCAUUGCCACACCAGAGGUUCUCCCGUACCUCAAGGAGUGGAUGCACCGCGAGGACGCUCCACGCGUCGUCCGCGAGAGCUGCCAGGUGGCUCUGGACAUGUAUGAGUAUGAGAACUCGGGCGAGUUCCAGUAUGCGAACGGCCUCGAGACCACAGCGGCUGCUCCAGAGGUCGGCGCAUAGUAAUCCCUAAAACAAGGGCACCUUCCCUCGGACUAUGUAUCUCCGGAAACAUUCUGCUCUCGGGUCGCUUCGGUCGACGCCGACGGUUCGCGAGCUGCGGGGCAACUCAAGGUAUCUGCCAGCAUUGCUCUUUACGUUUAUUCCGUCAGUGGCCCGAUAUAGGUCCGGUAGAUUAUCCCCAAUGCUCUUCAGAAGCGAUGAGCGAAAGUUGAAGCGUCACGGCCGGUGCUCGUCUCAACGAUCAGUGGCCCUGUUGACGUGGAGCUGUGCAAGAUGUCUAAGUAUGACGACGUCCGAUGUUUUUCGCGUCGGCCACGCUCGGACGCGGGCUGUAGUCGGCCGCUGCGGAAUACACGGCGACAUUUUUGGCUGGGAAAAUUCUUCUUUGAGUUCAGAGUAUACGAGACGACACGCGAGUCAUGCCAAGUCCUGGACCUGAGCCAGUAGCCAAUUAGCCUUCCAUUCCU